Penicillium diatomitis is the source of this 840-nucleotide messenger RNA. RefSeq names its product proteasome regulatory particle base subunit RPN10. Gene Ontology annotation, molecular function: polyubiquitin modification-dependent protein binding. Lineage: Eukaryota; Fungi; Ascomycota; Eurotiomycetes; Eurotiales; Aspergillaceae. The coding region runs from base 1 to 840 and encodes 279 amino acids. The record is from RefSeq and is a predicted model, not a curated record. Gene Ontology annotation, biological process: proteasome-mediated ubiquitin-dependent protein catabolic process. Gene Ontology annotation, cellular component: nucleus; proteasome regulatory particle, base subcomplex; cytosol. The transcript has 4 exons.
AUGUCUCUCGAGGCUACAAUGAUCAUUGUCGACAAUAGCGAAAGCAGUCGCAAUGGAGAUUACACAUCUACCCGCUGGCAAGCUCAGGUCGAUGCUGUCAGCAUCGUUCACAGCGUCAAGAUGCGGGCACACCCACAAUCGGCCGUUGGGUUGAUGAGCAUGGGCGGCAAGGGUCCCGAGGUCCUCUCUACUUUCACGACAGACUUUGGCAGCAUCCUGGCUGGUCUACACAGAACCAAGAUUCAUGGCACAUCGCAUCUGAGCUCCAGUAUUCAAGUUGCAGCUUUGGCCCUGAAGCACCGCUCCGAAAAGUCGCAACGGCAACGGAUUAUCGUGUUCUCGUGCUCACCCAUCGCAGAAGAUGAGAAGACCCUUGUGAAGCUCGCCAAGAAGAUGAAAAAGAACAACGUCUCAAUCGACGUUGUGGCAUUUGGUGAUUUGGAAUCUGAUCAGACCAAGAAACUCGAAGCCUUUGUGGACAACGUGACGAGUGGCGACAACUCGUACCUCGCCAUCAUUCCUCCGGGACCCCGUCUCCUCAGCGAGGAGCUCCAAACUACCCCGAUCCUUGCCGGUGAAAGUGCCGCUGCUGGCGGUGCCGGCGGAGGCGGCGGUGAUGAAGCUGGAUUCAACUUUGAAGAUGCUGCGGAGAAUGACCCCGAAUUGGCCUUUGCCCUGCGACUCUCAUUGGAGGAAGAGAAGAACCGACAAGAAAAGGAGAAGCGCGAACGGGAGGCCGCCGAGGGUAAGACGGAGCUUGGUAAUAUCCCGGAAGAGAGCCAGGGCGAGUCAAGCAAUGCUCGGGAUAAGAAAGAUGACGACAAGAUGGAUACCGCUUAG